AUGACACUAGGCAGUUCUAUUGAUAUAGCUUCAACACCCAAGGGUGAUUCAGAAACCGAAAGUAACCAUUCCACCUUUAACAAAAUAAUUGCAAUAUAUACCAGGGAUUUCUAUGGAAAACUAUAUGCGAUUGAAAUAAAAAAGGAAUGUACAAUCGAGCGCGAAUGGCAAGAGUUCUACGAAUUAUUUGCCUGCUUAGACGGUAAAUCUUCCAUGAUUACCAACGAUGUCAUUGAAUUUCACAUCUCGAAAGAGCUAGCAAAGAGGUAUAUUCAUGAUCUUCAAACGCCAAUAAAAAUUAGUGAGUACCAAAAAGAAGGCGAGCAGCAAAUUAGAGGUUGUGUUUCAAAAGUCGAAGUUGCUUCCGCAUUUAAUGAUUGGUUUAUAUAUCAUGUUCUAGAUGGAUGCCGCUUAGAAAAUAACUCAUUUCCUCUAAUCAGCCAUGACAUUAAAUAUGAUGAGAUGUUUACUUCUUUCUUCGAGCAGCAGCUUAAGAACUCUGUUGUUGAUGAGAAAUGGUAUGAAACAGGUAGAGAAUACUUUAAAUCUCGUGUUAGGUAUUUUACACAAAGAUACAGACGUAUUGAGUGUAUUUUACCAGCAUUUCCUUGUAAGUCGUCAAAUAAAAACAAGGUCUUUUCAACAAUCCCCGACAAGGGAGAAGAAUUAGCAUUGAAAAGACUAAUAUUUGCGACACAGCAGGUACGCUCCUUCUAUCCACCUGGAAUGAAAGUUUGGAUUGUUAGUGAUGGCCAUGUGUUUUCUGAUUGUAUUGGAGUCGAUGAUGAAGUGGUAUCAGAGUAUACUUCACAAUUGCAUACCCUGUACAAAAACUUGUCGGCACAAGAACCAGAUGCAAUUGGAUUUUGUGGGUUAAAAGAAUUGCUUUUUGAAGGUAAAUCUGCUAAACUAUUUAAAUCUGAAUGGGUUGCCGAGGUUGAAAUGGAACAUCAUACGGGAACUAACAUUUGCAAAUACUCUGAUUUGUGCAGACAAAUUCUGAUGUGCGGCUGUGAUACAGAUGCCGGGCUGUUAAAAAAACAAAUUUCAACUCCAGGCCACCCUAGACUGUUUUUGUUUAGAGGAUUCUCAAAGUUCAUGAUGGAAGAUUUAGCGCUAUUACCAUAUUUCCAAAACUCGUCUAGAAAAGCAUUCAAAAAAACAAUUUCUAAAAUUGCCUUCAACAUGAUUAAAAGAAACGACGCCUAUUCCAAUUUAGUAGAAUUGGUUUUUCCAAAUCAUCUGAGAAUUUCGAUCCAUGCUCACGUAAAUAGCGGCCCCAAAUUUGGUAUCAAGGUGAUUGCUCCUGAACAAUGCCGCACUAUUAAGAGCUUGGAAAACAUAGAUGAACCCAAAUUCGAAGAUCUACUACACAUUCCAACACCCUGGCAUAAUUGCAUUGUCAAGAUAGAAAAAGACUAUGAUAAUGGGAAUGAACUGUAUAUGAUCAAGUCAAAAAUUAUAAAGGAUGUUAUCGAUCAGGGCAAGUACGUCGGAUAUUGGGAACCGGGAAACAUAGAAAAAGGGAAAGGAGGGCAUUUCAUUCUGAGAAAGACAAAACCAUAA
Messenger RNA from Nakaseomyces glabratus, 1566 nucleotides. RefSeq names its product Dit1p (gene DIT1). NCBI's taxonomy places the organism in Eukaryota, Fungi, Ascomycota, Saccharomycetes, Saccharomycetales, Saccharomycetaceae. The record is from RefSeq and is a predicted model, not a curated record.